UAGUAUCCAUAACUUGAAAACACUUCAAAUAAAAUAAAAUAACAAAAACAAACAGAUGCUGUUACUGCCUUUCCAAAAAUAAGAUACAACUUCCCUUCUUCUCGAAUCUCAAAAAUCCCACCACCAACUCAUCACCAUGCCCGCUCUCACCGCCGCCGCCACUUUCUUUUCCCUCUCUUCAAAUCAUCAAAAUCCUAAUAAGCCCCAGUGCUCUUCACUUCCUAACCUACCCUUCAAUUUCAAAACCCUAAACCCUAACACCAUCAUCACCACCACCACAUUCAAAACCCUAACUCCACUCAAAUCCUCGACCUCCUCUGAUGUUGACCCUACCUCCUCAUCCACCACUCCCAUUUCGGCCGCCUCCUCUUUCUCUCUCAAAUCUCGUCUCCGUAACGGCGAAACUCUGUACGGCAUAUUCCUCCUCAGCUUCUCCCCAACUCUAGCCGAAAUCUCCGGCCUCGCCGGCUACGAUUUCGCGGUUGUGGACAUGGAACACGGUCCCGGCGGCAUCACCGAAGCUCUUAACUGUCUCCGCGCGCUCGCCUCCACUCAAACGCCGGCGAUCAUUAGACUGCCGGAAACCUGCCCUACGUGGGCGAAAAAAGCGCUAGAUCUCGGUCCGCAGGGGAUAAUGUUUCCGAUGGUUGAGAGUCCCAAAAUGGCUAAAAAGGCGGUGUCGUAUUGCCGGUUUCCACCGGAGGGAAUACGCGGAUCGGCGCAUACGGUGGUGAGAGCGUCGAGUUAUGGGAUAGAUGAAGGGUAUUUAAGUAAUUACGGAGACGAGUUGUUGAUAAUGUGCCAAGUAGAGAGCGAAGAAGGCGUUAAAAAAGCAGAUGAAAUUGCAGCCGUCGAUGGGGUGGACUGUAUACAAAUGGGACCGUUAGAUUUAAGUGCUAGUAUGGGGUAUUUGUGGGACCCAGGGCAUAAGAAAGUUAGAGAGAUGAUGAGAGCUGCUGAGAAGGCUGUUUUAGGAUCUAAGAAAGGUGGCGGUGGGGCCUACUUGGCUGGGUUCUCUAUGCCACAUGAUGGACCCAUUGAUUUGAAAUCAAGAGGAUAUAAUAUGGUAGCAGGAACCGUCGAUGUUGGGCUGUUUAGAAGUGCUGCCGUUGAUGAUGUUAAGAAGUUUAAGAUGAGUUUAGUUCAAGGGUCUGACGAUGAGGAGGAGCAUGAUAAGGAUGCUGAUGAGAAGUACUGGAGCGAGUAAAUGAAUUCUUUUCUUCUUUCCUUUUUUUUUUUUUUUCAUUUUCGGGUUAAAUGAGUAAAAUAAUGGUGUGAGCUUUGUUUGUUUGGACUCUUAAUGCAGAAAUGAGAAAACUUUGUUUUA
Messenger RNA from Ricinus communis (castor bean), 1327 nucleotides. Its product is annotated as 2-keto-3-deoxy-L-rhamnonate aldolase. Gene Ontology annotation, molecular function: aldehyde-lyase activity. The transcript has a single exon. The record is from RefSeq and is a predicted model, not a curated record. Bases 137 to 1207 code for a protein of 356 amino acids. NCBI's taxonomy places the organism in Eukaryota, Viridiplantae, Streptophyta, Magnoliopsida, Malpighiales, Euphorbiaceae. Gene Ontology annotation, cellular component: cytoplasm.